AGCAGCACUGUAACACACACACACACACACACACACACAUACACACACACACAAAGAAGAACAGUCUGGUCAAACACUGACCUGCCUGGACAUUUAGGUCCACAAUAAAUUAUGGGCAAAAAGCAUAAAAAGCAUAAGUCAGAGAAGCACACAUACGACGAAUACGCAGACAGGCCGCUGAAGCUGGUGCUGAAGGUGGCGGGUAAUGAGGUCACCACCGGAAGUGCCAGCCUCGAACCCCUUCAUGACGACCAGGUAGAUUCUGACAAGCACAAGGACAAGAAGAAGAAGAAGAAAAAGAAGGACGAAAAGGACAAAGAGAGCCCUCCAGGUUCACCCGGCGAGGACAGGAAGAGAAAGAUGACGAAGAAGAGGAAAGGUCACGAUUCAGUGGAUCUGGACUGGGACGAGCAGAGCAGAACUCCGGCCCGGUCGGAUGUAUCCCAGGAUAAACCCCUCACUCCUUCACUGGCUAAACCGGAAGAAAAAGAGCAGACUCCACUACAGGAAGCACUGAGUCAGCUGAUCAGGCAGCUACAGAGAAAAGACCCAAAUGCGUUCUUCUCGUUCCCUGUGACGGACCUUAUCGCUCCUGGCUACUCUCUGAUCAUUAAGAGGCCCAUGGAUUUCAGCACCAUGAAGGAGAAGGUGAAGAGAGAGUGCUACCAGUCCCUCGACGAGCUGAAGAUAGAUUUUAAGAUUAUGUGCGAAAACGCCAUGAUUUACAACAAGCCGGAUACAAUUUACUACAAAGCUGCGAAGAAGCUUCUCCACUCUGGAAUGAAGAUCUUGAACCCUGAAAGGCUUGAGAGCCUGAAGCAGAGUAUAGAGUUUAUGGCAGACCUGAAACCAGGCAGAGGGUCAGAGGACGGAGAGGAACAGGGGUCAUCCAGUGACCCCAAAGACAGGUCGUCUCCCAUGGAUACCAGUGACAACUCGCAGUCACCCAGAGUGGCGCAGCGAGACACACCCAGUAAGGAGUCGAAAGAGGAAGCUCAGAGGAGUGUGAACCAGGCAGAGAAAGAUCUAGAAGAGGUUAAAAAGCUUAUAGAAGAGUCUGGAGGUAAACUGUCCAUCAGGAGCCUUCAGUGUGAGCUGGACUUUGGGCGGAGGAAGCCUGACGGUACGACCACGCUGGGCAUCGUGAACCCUGCUGAUUUAAAUGCUGGAGAUCCAGGGUACUGUCCGGUGAAGCUGGGGAUGCUGGGAGGCCGGCUGCAGGCUGGAGUAAACACUUUGCAGGGUUUUAAAGAGGACAAGAGAAACAGAAUCACUCCUGUGAUGUAUAUGAAUUACGGACCUUUCAGCUCAUACGCUCCGACUUAUGACUCCAGCUUUGCAAACAUCAGUAAAGAGGACUCUGAUCUGAUCUACUCCUGUUACGGAGACGAGUCCAGCCUGCAGGGUUCUGAGAGUAUUGCAGAUUUCCUGGCCAAGUCAGAAGAGCAUAUGAGCAGACUGGCGGAUAAUAUUUUGGACUCGCUGACCAACGGAGAGCACUCCAGACAUCUGAAAGAGACUGAGGCUAGUGGCCAAGAAGAGGAAGAGCCAGCAGAGAAGUCAGACGCUACUAAUGAUGUUGAGGUGGUCGGGUCAGAGUUCAAGACUGCAAGCAGCAUGACCGUUCUGAAUUCAGUCAUCAGUUUGGGUUUGGGUCUCGACUUCUUACCAGAAAGCUUCAAAUCACAGGAAGCUGAACAGUUCCAGAAGAAGCUGGACGAGACGACCUUUUUGCUGAGGGAUCUGCACGAAGCUCAGAGAGAGAGACUUAGUGCCAAACAGCCUCCUAAUAUGAUCUGCCUGCUCGCGCCUACUGCGAAGGAGUUACAGCUAGCGGAAAAGGUGACUGAAAACUUGGCUCAGCUGACCAGUCAGGUGACUCCUGGAGAUGUGAGCAGUGUGUAUGGCAUUAGGAAAGCUAUGGGCAUAUCACUGCCUAGUGAACCUGCAGAGGGUACAUUCGCACACCUGACCACAGUGGGAGCGGAGCAGCUGGACGGAGUGUGUAUGGGCGCUGAUGACGUCUCCGCCAUCACAGUGUAACUGUAUUGGUCAUUCCUGUAUUGAUGGUGCUUAUUGUCUGUUGUUUAUAUACCUUUUGCUUAAUAAAUGUGUGGUGGUGUUUUUUAAAUA
Molecule: messenger RNA, 2133 nt
Organism: Pangasianodon hypophthalmus (striped catfish)
Lineage: Eukaryota; Metazoa; Chordata; Actinopteri; Siluriformes; Pangasiidae
Gene: brd7
Product: bromodomain containing 7
Exons: 17
Coding region: 112-2043 (643 amino acids)
Biological process (GO): regulation of transcription by RNA polymerase II
Cellular component (GO): nucleus
Source: RefSeq, a predicted model, not a curated record